AUGCAGAACCGGACCAAAUGCGACGGCAAAGUGCCAGCCUGCACGCGAUGUGUAGAUGCCGGCGUUGAGUGCGUGGGCUUCGACUCUUCGACCCAGCGGGAGGCCCCGCGGUCCAUUGCUGAUUUCCUGGAAGCGCAUAUUGUCCGACUCGAGGGCCAGAGCACGCCCUCAACAAUGCAUUCCAUGGGCCAGUCGAGUGCGGCAAUGUCGUCCCCCGCAGAGUCCAGUGUGUCUGAUGCGAGGUCGGCCCCGUGGCGUCCUGAAAAGUGUACCUUUGCCGACAGCCUGGUCAACCAGGUCAUGGAAGACAUUACGCCCUCAUUUCUCGGUGUCUGCAAAGCGCGGCCCUUUCUGCAGUGCGUCAUCAAGGGCACGAGGCUACCAUCCAAAAAGGGCCCUGUUCUGUCCAACGAUCUGAACGAAAACCAUCCCCGCUCCAUUCUCAACCCCCAGCAGACCAAGGGACUCUUCUACGACCUCAUGCCCGACGAGGUGGGCGCCAACAAGCUGCUGCAAAACUACCUGGAUCGUGUCAUUACACAGUACCCCAUUUACCACCGCAAUGACGUCACUACAGCUUUCAACUCCAUCUACCACAAGAAGGUGCCGACUCCGGACGAGGACUGCUUCCGGAAUCGCUACAUUGUCUGCAUCAUCAUGGCCAUUUCGCUGAGCACUAGCGCACGGAACAAUGUGAAAAAAGCAAACGACCUCGCCUACCAACUUGUGCGCCACGCAAUGCAAUGGAUCCCAGAAGUGGCGACCAACGACAUACCAGGACUGCAGGCCAUUCUGCUGCUAACACAGUACAUCUUCUUGAACCCCAAGAUGGCUGACUUGUGGCUUUUGACCGGUCUCAUUAGUCAGGCAGUAAUCGACCUUGGCCUGCACCAGGAGCUGCCAAAUGACGUCAAGGUCUCUGCCUACCAACGCGAUAUGCGACGGCGUAUCUUUUGGUGCGCAUGGGAAAUGGAAGUCGGUGUCUGCUCAAUCUUCCUGCGCCCCACUAGCCUACCGAUCAGGCGGAUAGACGUGGCAUUCCCCUGGGAGGUGGAUGACACUGGCAUUACUACGUCUAGCACCUGCCCUACUGGACGCGUCUCCAAGUUCACGCAGCGCAUUAUUUGCCGCUUUCGCUUUAUCGAGGCUGACAUCAUUUCUGUUCUAUGGCAUGGCGAGCCGUUGUCCAACGAGUACGCCUCCCUAGAGCAGUGGAUGCAGCAUUGUAUCGAUGGCAUGGCAGAGUGGCGGCGAGAGAUCCACGCGGCAUCAAUGGCCAACAAAGAUCGCAGCUUGGUUGCACGAUGGACCGAGAUGUGCCUCUACUCGGAUAUUGCGUAUCCCUACAUCUUGUCUUUGCUGCAUCGCUCCUCGCGCCGAAUACCUCACCCGAGCAGAAGACAGAUGAUGGUUGCUCUAUUGAAUGCUGUCGAAGUGGCAGACGGGUACUCUAAGCAGUCCGAGGCAGAGGCAGGGAAGAUUAAAUACGUCUUCCAUCCAUGCCACCAUGUUUUCGACUGUGCUCUCAUAUUCCUCCAGGGUCUGCAACGCUGCAAGCAGGAGAUUGCUCUCAAUUACCCGUGGCAGGAUGUGGAGCAAUGGAUGAAUGUCUUUUCCAGGUGUUUCCUGUCCAUUUCAGAGCGAUGGGCGGCAGCUAAGAGGUGCUAUGAAGAAUACGAGCGACUGCUUUUACCAGUCAAGAAGGAGUACCUGGAGUACUUGGAGUCAAAGCCGACUUUCCAUUCACCACCACUUUCUCACGCCACGUCCGAUCCAGCUAGUAUGUACGAGUACCAAGUAACGCAUCCCGCUCUCACACAAGUUGAUGAGUAUCAAUUCUGGACAAUCUUCAAUCCCACCACUUCAACGACCGAUGCACCCGACUCACUGGGAAGUGCAAAUUCCUAUUGCCCACCCCGGGAUUGGAAUGCAGAGUUUUCUUUCAAUGAUAACAUGGACAUGAUGUUGGAGGUGUAA
Molecule: messenger RNA, 1977 nt
Organism: Pyrenophora tritici-repentis Pt-1C-BFP
Lineage: Eukaryota; Fungi; Ascomycota; Dothideomycetes; Pleosporales; Pleosporaceae
Product: GAL4 transcription factor
Biological process (GO): DNA-templated transcription; positive regulation of transcription by RNA polymerase II
Molecular function (GO): zinc ion binding; sequence-specific DNA binding; DNA-binding transcription factor activity, RNA polymerase II-specific
Source: RefSeq, a predicted model, not a curated record